Tyto alba (common barn owl) is the source of this 5635-nucleotide messenger RNA. It is a transcript of the gene HYCC1, whose product is annotated as family with sequence similarity 126 member A. Lineage: Eukaryota; Metazoa; Chordata; Aves; Strigiformes; Tytonidae. The coding region runs from base 122 to 1669 and encodes 515 amino acids. Gene Ontology annotation, biological process: phosphatidylinositol phosphate biosynthetic process; protein localization to plasma membrane. The record is from RefSeq and is a predicted model, not a curated record. The transcript is spliced from 11 exons. Gene Ontology annotation, cellular component: plasma membrane.
CCAGCCCGCCGUUGCCCGCCCUCGCCGCUGUCGCUCCCGGCGGGCGAGUAAGUCCGCGCGCGCGGCCGCGGCGGAGCCGUCGGGCGGGAGGGGCUGAAGGUUUUGGAACGGAUGCUGGAAGAUGUUAGCUGUGGAUACUGGGGUUGUGGAGGAGUGGUUAUCAGAGUUCAAGACACUGCCAGAAGCAUCCAUAUCCAGCUAUGCUACAAAUCUGAAAGACAAGAGUGCUUUGAUUUCAUCACUUUACAAAGUAAUUCAGGAGCCACAGAGUGAACUUCUGGAGCCAGUUUGCCAUCAGCUCUUUGAGUUCUAUCGCAGUGGUGAGGAACAAUUGCUACGAUUUACGCUCCAGUUUCUUCCAGAAUUGAUGUGGUGCUAUCUUGCUGUCUCGGCCAGCAGAGAUUUACAGAGCAGUGGAUGCAUAGAAGCUCUUCUCCUAGGCGUUUAUAACUUGGAGAUAGUUGACAAAGAGGGGCAUAGCAAAGUGCUGAGUUUCACAAUUCCGUCCUUGUCCAAACCUUCAGUCUAUCAUGAACCUUCCAGCAUUGGCUCCAUGGCUCUCACUGAAGGAGCUUUAUCACAGCAUGGUUUGUCCAGGGUUGUGUACAGUGGACCGCAUCCUCAGAGGGAGAUGUUAACAGCACAGAACAGGUUUGAAGUGCUGACUUUCCUUCUGCUCUGUUACAAUGCUGCCUUAAGCUACAUGCCUGCAGUUUCUCUUCAGUCAUUGUGUCAAAUUUGUUCAAGAAUUUGUGUCUGUGGAUAUCCUCGCCAACAAGUGAGAAAGUACAAGGGAGUCAACUGUAGGAUUCCUGUUUCAUCUGAAUUCAUGGUGCAAAUGCUAACAGGGAUUUAUUAUGCCUUUUAUAAUGGAGAAUGGGAUCUGGCUCGUAAAGCUAUGGAUGACAUUUUGUAUAGAGCACAGCUGGAACUGUAUCCAGAACCUCUGUUGGUUGCUAAUGCAAUAAAAGCUUCACUGCCUAAGGGUGCCAUGAAAUCUAGUAAAGAAGGUACAAGAUGCAUUCAGGUUGAAAUUACACCUACUUCAUCCAGAAUAUCAAGAAACGCUGUGACUAGCAUGUCUAUCCGAGGGCAUAGAUGGAAAAGGCAUGGUAAUACUGAUUUAGCAAUUCAAGAAGAACUGAUAGAAGUAUCUGAAACUGAUGAAGGGUUUUACUCUAGGGCUACUUCUAGUACAAGUCAGUCUGCUCUAUCUAACAGCAGCAACGUGAGCAGUAAGAAUCUUUUAGGGAAGAGCCAACGAAGGUCUGGAGGAAGCAAAGCUGGAGGAAAAGAAAAAGAAGGAGAAACCUGCAGAGAACACUUGUCACGAAAACAAACUCAGAGAGCCAUGAGUGAGAAUCUAGAGCUUGUCUCUCUGAAGAGGCUGACACUGACAACUAGCCAGUCCCUGCCUAAGCCUGGCAGCCAUAGUCUGGCCAGAACGACCACUACUGUGUUUAGUAAAUCCUUUGAACAGGUCAGUGGUGUCACAGUUCCAAACAAUCGUGGUGGUGUAUCUGGUACAGAGGCAAACAGGUUUUCAGCUUGCAGUCUUCAGGAGGAAAAACUGAUAUAUGGAACAGAAAGAACAGAUCUUCCGAUUUUAAGCAAACAACCUAAUCAGCAGCGACCUCCUAGUAUUAGCAUAACUUUGUCAACAGAUUGAUAUUGAAUUGGCAAGUAUGAAAAAUAAAAUAUUGAGGGUUUAUGCUGAUACUGGUACAUUGGAACAUUAAUAUGCUGUACAUUACUUUCUUAAACCUCAAGCCCAUAAAUUCUUAUUUGGCUCACGUUUGACAGUAAUAGUGAAUAGACAACAGUUGUAAUUGUUUUACAUCAACUUCUAGUAGCUUGGAAAGUUCCUCUUUGACUUACUAUAUUUAUACACCUCAUUGUUUAUGGCUUAUGUGAAGUUUACAGUUUCACCAGUUUAAUAAGCAUUGAUUGGCUGUUUAGCCACUGACCAAGACGUGGCUUUUUACAAAUGCACACUAUGGGAACAAAUAGAUCCUCUUUCCCAGAUUCUGCUUUUUCGCUACCAUUUGACAUAGGCAAACCUGCAAGUACUUGUUUUAUUUAAGACGAGUCUUGCAGUAUUGGCAUGAAAUUUUGCAACAGCAUUGUAAGAACAAACAUUCUUUUAUGUUAACCUUACAUAUAAGCACAGAUUUCUCAUGGCUAAAACUAGAAGCAUCAGUUCAGUGAUGCUAUGGCGGUUUUUGUCAUGGUAGUUAGUACACGUUGCAGUGUUCAUACUUUCUUAUGCCUACAUGAGUCUGAAUUAUAGAUGCAUUUUAGUUUUUCUACAUGUCUUUUAACCUGGGCCAAAAGUCACACAGAAGCAGUACUUGCGGAUGGGAUUUCCUACCAGUUGCUAGGGUAGUCACUCUUUAGACUUAUAAACUGCAUGACAGAUUCUUAAAUGUCAGGCAUAAAGCUACUCGUUGACAAGUUGCUGUCAUCAGUAGUUUUAUUAUUUGUGGGGAAGAGAUGUGCUUAUGUAACAAAGUUAUGUAGGAAAUAAGGUAUGAGCCCUCUGCACUGACUCAAGCAAAUCAGGAGUGUGAAUGUGUUUAACAUGAACUUGUUACUUGAGACUAAGAAUACUACCAAAGGAUGUGUACUUUCAGUAACUUGCAAGCGCAAAGGGAAUUUAUAAUGUAAAUAUAACUAGCACUGUAAUUCCUAGUCUUUAUGUCUUAUUUUUCUAGUCUGAAAUUCUAAACCAGCAGCCUGUUCAAGGUUACCUACCCUUUAACCUUCAGUUAGUUUGGUGACCUUGUUUAAUACCAACUUUUAAAGCAUUAAGAUUUUAAUUAAAAAUGGGCAUUAAAACUUUUAUGCAGAAACCUGGAGAAGCAGUAGCUGAUAAAACCACUUCAGUAGCAGUGAUUAGCUGCGGAUAAACAGACAAUAUAUUCUAAUGACUGGAGAAGAAGGAUGAAGGUCUAAGGCAGUCAUUCCCAGCUGUCCAGAUUUCUGCAGCUAGUGAUCCCUUAUUGUUUAGAACCUUGUAACAAAACAAACACUAAAAUUCUGGUAGACUUUCCUGUUAGCCUGGAGAUAAGUUUAGAUAUCCCUUUUUGACUUAAACUGAAGCACAAGUAACUUCUAAGCAGCUAGUGUUGUUUAGGUUUAUAGCAAUUAAUAAACGGGAUAAUGAAAACAGAUGAGGAAACAUAGUUGAUAGAGACAAGUAAGUUGUAUAAUUCUACUUCCAAGACUGCAGACUAGAUGUGUACACUUCUUAAUAUUCACCAAAGUAUGUGGAAGAGCUGCAUUGGUCUGCGGAUAUCUGUCUUCACCUAAGAGCCUGAGUUUGAACGAAUGUGCCGCACUUUUUCAUUCUUCAGUUUGUUGUGUGACACUGUUCUAUUCUACUAAUGUGGUGUUUCACCUUUUUGCGGUGAAGUGUUCCCUUAAUUGUACAUGAAAACUUACAUUCCUAAUGUAUAAACUACAGGUUUGUCCUGUUUAGUGUUUAAUACUUUGGCCAGUGAAAUAAACUGGUUUUUUGAAGUUGUAUGUUUUUGUAAAUACAUUGUACAGCUGAAAGUUUUGCCACUUUUUUACAGGUUUUUCUGCAAUACACAUUAGACAGCACAUUUGUUUCAGACUGACUAAUACACGUGGCUGCUGGAGCAUCCAUAGCCACAACCAAUGGAAGGGUUCUAGGCAACUGAUAGCAGACAUUGGCUAGCACUACACACACUGAAUGUAGAGCUCUUCCUUUGCUUGAAAUUUGUUCUAGAUGUUACAAAGAAAUAACUUACAGCUGCCUCCUGAUCUGCUCUGCAGUGCAGCAUUUAGAAAUACUUUGGAAACAUUUUACAGUAAUUUACAUUGAAACAUGAACUAGAAUAGAUAAAUUGCAGUUGACAAAUGUUUGUUGUGAUGGUAUUAAUUGUGAGUUAGUGUUAAGGGACUAGAAUUUUUAAGUAAUUCUACUGGUUUUAUUUGGUUUCAUUUAGUUCACGAUUGUUUAUCUCCACCACUCUUUCAAGCUGGGUGUUGGUAUAGAAUGUUUAUUACACUGGGCAGAUUUCACCACUUUAGUUAUAAACAAUUAGAAUUUCAAAUGAUCUAAAAUGCCAUAAAAUGUAGAUAUGUAACAUAAUAUUUACAAUACUGUUGGCUACAAGUCUGUGUUAAAGUGAAAUUAGUUUAUCCUUUUAUUUUAUCCAGCUAAUUAUUCUAACUGUGGUCUGGCUUGAACCCAAGACAUAGGCUCAUAUUGGCACAACUGAACUUACAGGAAGGUUUGUACUUUUUUGAGAAAAUGGUAAAAGGAAAGGCUCUUGGUAGUAAAGGCUGCUGUUUCUAUACAUAUAUGGCUUCAUAUAAAUAUCUAUGUAUUGGUCUCUGGAACAACUUACACAAUGAGCAUGCUUUUGUGAACUGACAUCACACCUUGAUACUGAUAGAGUUUAAAGAAUUUCUUUCCAGAUGUGAGGAGUAAAACUUUCAGUUGUGCUUCUUUUCUUAAAAAUGGAAAAGGAAAAGAAAAAGCAAAAAACAGCAUAGGGGAAAGGGGGGUUGGAAUUAUUGUCUAAAUAUCCAUGGUGCAGGAUUUGGGGGGGGGUGGGGAGGAGAAGAAAGGGGGGAGGUUGGGUAAGAGUCAUAUAUUAAUUCUUUCAUGAUAUCUCUAAAAUUGUUAAGCUCUUGGAUUUUGACCAUUAUCUGAUUGCUUUAGACUGAUGAAUGAAAAAUGUGUAUUAAAGAAGCAGAGGUCUUCUAACAGCAUAAGGAAAACCUAUUAAGACAUCCUGUAUUGUAGUCUACCCGGGAGUGGGUAGUUCUAAUGAAUACACUCCAAACAUCAUACAUGGCUGCAACAUUCUGCAGGGAAAAAUGUUAUGUAGGAGUGAAUCAUCUCAAAUUAUAAUAAGAUAAAUUGUUUUAAUGCUGACAUUUAUAACUGACCUUACUGUUUUAAAUCAAAGGGCACUUUUGCCAAUGAUGGCUUUGAACUGCAACACUUUCAAAACUCUGAAGCUGAGAAGAAUUAUUUUUGUUGUGAGAAUCUGGAACGCUUGUGCAAAAAGCGUAUGGCCUCUAACCACUUGCUGUAAAGCUGCAGUGACUUUUCUGGAGUGAGUGAAAUGUCCUUGAAUUGCCUUGAAUACCUGACAGAUUUGACAGGUGCAGAAUCGUAUAGCUAUUUUAGCCACACUUCUCUCUAAGGAGGUCUUACCUGAUUUCUAUGAGGAUUCUAGAAAUUUCUAACUUAAUUAUUAUGUCUUGAUAUCUUUUGUCAGUGUUUGAUGCUUACAGUGCUGUAUAUAGGUGUGUAAUAUAUUGCCUUUUGUAUUUCUAUAAUUCUACUACUAAGACUAGAUGUGUACACUUCUUAAUAUUCACCAAAGUCUGUGGAAUAGCUGAUCAGUCUAUAGAUGUCUGUCUUCACCUGAGAACCUGAGUUGAAAUGAAUGUGCCACACUUUCUCGUAUUCUUCAGUUUGUGGUGUGACACUGUUCUGUGUUUUAGUAAUGCAGUGUUUCACCUUUUUCACAGUGAAGUGUUCUCUUAAUUGUACAUGAAAACUUACAUUCCUAAUGUAAAAACCACAAGGAUGUCUUGUUUAGUGUUUAAUAAUUUGGGCAGUAAAAUAAACUGUUGGGUUUUUUUUGAA